This is a messenger RNA of Varanus komodoensis (Komodo dragon), 874 nucleotides long. RefSeq names its product glia maturation factor gamma (gene GMFG). Gene Ontology annotation, biological process: actin filament debranching; negative regulation of Arp2/3 complex-mediated actin nucleation. Gene Ontology annotation, cellular component: actin cortical patch. Gene Ontology annotation, molecular function: Arp2/3 complex binding; actin binding. The record is from RefSeq and is a predicted model, not a curated record. Lineage: Eukaryota; Metazoa; Chordata; Lepidosauria; Squamata; Varanidae. Bases 214 to 642 code for a protein of 142 amino acids. The transcript has 7 exons.
CUUCCUGGCAGCACUUCUCUUUUUGCAGCUGAGCAUGCAAACGGCUUGCACCUCUCUACGCUCCACCCCAUCGUUGGCAAUGACUUCCUCCCCGCGGCCUUUCCUCCGCAGCGUACGGAGCGUGUGCCGAGCAAAAGAUCGGCGGGCUGCACACCUGGUCGCGAGGGAGAGCGCGGAGUCGGGGGCUGCCGGACGCCGGCCCGCGGAGGCAGGAUGUCAGAUUCUCUAGUUGUCUGUGACGUGGAUCCGGAGCUGACAGAGAAGCUGAAGAAGUUCCGGUUCCGGAAGGAGACGAACAAUGCAGCCAUUAUUAUGAAGAUUGACAAAGACAGGCAACUGGUGGUGUUGGAGGAAGAAUUCCAGGACAUCUCUCCAGAGGAGCUGAAGAGUGAACUUCCAGAACGCCAGCCCCGGUUCAUAGCCUACAGCUAUAAAUACGUCCACGCGGAUGGCCGGAUCUCUUACCCACUCUGCUUCAUCUUCUGCAGCCCGCUUGGGUGCAAGCCAGAGCAGCAGAUGAUGUACGCUGGGAGCAAGAACAGGCUGGUGCAGGCAGCAGAGUUCACCAAGGUCUUUGAGAUCCGGUCCACAGAGGAUCUGACAGAGCAAUGGCUGAAAGAGCGCCUGGCCUUUUUCCGCUAAUUGGCAGGAUAAUCUGGAGGGGCCUGCUGGAACGCUGCUUCUGCUCCCGCCCACAGCAACACCUGCAAUCUUGCCCUCGUCCUUGCUUCAGAGAGAUCAUCACAUGGUGGGUGUACCUGGCAGAUGGGGAAAUGGAGCAUUCAUUCAACCUCCACCAUCACCCCUUUCCUUCCCCUGGUUCAGACAGCAUCUGGAAAUGAAAUAAAGUAAUUGAUCGGGGUUUCUUUUCCAA